This is a messenger RNA of Diatraea saccharalis (sugarcane borer), 1632 nucleotides long. The record is from the annotation of a GenBank genome assembly. Lineage: Eukaryota; Metazoa; Arthropoda; Insecta; Lepidoptera; Crambidae.
AUGACGAAUUUUAAAUCGUGCGUUGCAAUACUUAUUUCGGUUAGUGCAAUCAAUGGAUUCGCCUUGCCUUUCGAGGGAUUGUAUAAGCUGGAUAUAAUACAUUACAACGAUUUUCACGCCAGAUUCGAAGAGACCUCUGUGGAGACUCCAACCUGCAAGUACAAUAAUAACUCCUGCUUAGGCGGAUUUCCUCGUUUAUAUCACGAGAUCGAAGUAUUAAGGAAGGAGAAGCCGGAUUCCUUGCUCCUCAACGCCGGAGACAGUUUCCAAGGCACUUAUUGGUACACUUUACUAAAAUGGAAUAUCACUCAGCAGUUUAUGAAUCUUUUGCCUCAUGACGCACAUGCGAUUGGCAAUCACGAGUUUGAUGAUGGCCCUGAAGGUCUCGCUCCAUACCUCUCAAAUCUCAAUGCUCCAGUCGUCGCUGCCAACAUGGACUCCUCGAAGGAGCCGUGUCUACAAGGGCUGUAUAAACCCCAUGUUAUUGUGGAGCGAAAAGGACGACGUAUCGGAAUCAUUGGUCUCAUCACUACAGAUACUGCGAAAUUAUCAUCUCCCGGUAAUGUGGUCUUCACUGAUCCCCGGGUAGCAGUUCAGCGUGAGGCUCAAGCUUUAACUGAUAAAGGCGUGGACAUCAUAAUUGUCUUGUCACAUUGUGGUCUGGAUAUUGACAAAGAGUUGGCCCGUGACUACGGCCAGUAUAUAGACUUAAUUGUUGGUGGUCACUCUCAUUCUUUACUAUGGAAUGGGCCAUCACCUAGUCACGAGGCUGUUGCUGGCCCCUACCCUGUCUUUAUAGAACCCAGUGCUGAUAAGAAACAUAAGACACUGAUCGUGCAAGCGUCAGCGUUCACUAAGUAUAUGGGCAAUUUGUCUGUUUACUUUGACUUCCGAGGUGAUUACGUUAAAUGGGAAGGGGGACCUAUUUUCUUGAAUAGAUCAAUCCUUGAAGAUAAAGAGGUAAAAGCGAAACUAGCACCAUUCGCAGAAAUAGUGCACAAGGCGGAGAAUGUGCCAAUAGGAGAAACGUUAACAUCUUUGUACUUUGAAGAUUGCGUAUUUGGAGAAUGUGCAUUGGGAGAUGCGCUGACUGAUUCGCAGAACGAAUAUGCCAAAGAAAAGGUUAAAUCUCCAUUGGAUCACAUAUCAUUCGUUCAAAGGGGAAAUAUAAAAUCCACGAUCCCUGAAGGAACGAUAACUCAAGGCACGGUGUUCGAGUUACUACCCUUCAAUGACAGGAUGGAAUCGUUCGAAUUGCAAGGGAAGUGGGUUUUAGAAGCAUUGGAGAGGAGCGUCAGCGAGGCCUGGGAUCAACAUCCGUUCAAAGGACCAUGGGUAUUACAAAUAUCUGGUUUAAAGGUAACGUAUGAUUUAUCGAAACCGGAGGGCCAACGUGUUGUGUCAACGAGUGUUGGAGAUAACAGUGGCGCCCCCUUGGACAGUGAUAAGUUUUACCAAGUGACAGCGCCCGCUUAUUUGGCCGACGGAGGUGAUGGGUUCACUAUGUUCAGAGACAACAGAAAGAACGUUCAAGUUAUCGGCAGAGACCAGAAUAUAUUUGUUACAUACAUCAAGAAACACUCUCCUUUAAAUAUUGUGAAAGAUGGAAGAAUACAAUUCAUCGAUAAUUAA